GGACGUCGCUCCUCGGCACCGACAGGCGCCUCUACGAAUCACCUCGCCGCAGGAUGUUUACACCUGGGAAUCUGGGAAUCGCGAAAGAGGUAAUGACCGCCGAGGACUCUAGGAUGAGCGUCCGUGACGACGCGACCAACGAGCCGACGGCGAGGCGGUGAACCGAGUGCGACAGAGUGCCUGGCCCCGGCGAGAUCGGCGCCGAUCAACGCUGCCGUCGUCAAUUUACAUUCCGGCCAAUCCCCCUCCCGUUUCGACCGAAUGCCGAACCGCCGUCUACCCCGUACGUUCGAGCCCCGUGAAUAAAUUAUGAGCGUGGACAGCGAGAACAAGUCGAGCGAGGCGCGAACGAUCGCGCCGUACAGCGCGGAGAACGGCACCGACGCUGGUGUCGAGGGUGCUCCGAUCUGGACGCCAGAGAUGGUGCUCCGGUUGCCCACCAUUACGGACAAAUAUCUCUGCUCUCCCGAAGCCAAUGUCUACGACAUAGACUUCACGAGAUUCCAGAUUAGGGAUCUAGAAACUGGCGCCGUACUGUUCGAGAUAACGAAGCCUCCUGCCAGCGAAUGCGACGUUCAUCAAGAUCCAGAGCCAGAUUGCGAAGAACUCGGAUCUGAGGACGCGAACACGGGUCGCUUCGUGCGGUAUCAAUUCACGCCGCAAUUUUUGAAGUUGAAGACGGUCGGGGCGACCAUCGAAUUUCUAGUCGGGCCUAAGCCGAUCAAUAACUUCCGGAUGAUAGAGCGGCACUUUUUCCGAGACAGGUUGCUGAAGACCUUCGACUUUCAAUUCGGAUUUUGCAUACCGAACAGCAAGAACACGUGCGAACACAUCUACGAGUUUCCAACGUUGCCUGCGGAUCUAGUGUCCGAAAUGAUCGCCAGCCCAUUCGAGACGCGAUCCGAUUCAUUUUAUUUCGUCGACAAUCAGCUUGUGAUGCACAAUAAGGCCGACUACGCAUACAACGGUGGGCAUACAACGCACGACGUAUUGUAAUGUGCGGUUUGUUGAUUAGUAUUAUUGCAAGUGAUAUAUAGAAUUAUAAAAGUAUAUCACAGUUACGUGUUACAGCGACGAUGAGGCGAUCGGUUUGCACAUUCGGCUAGCGUUUGACGUUUUCGUCUUUUGGCACAAAAGAAAACAAAACGAGCUUAAAAAUUUUGCGGAUCAUCAUUGGUCCCUGAACACGCUAAGUGCUGUUGCAAUGGAGACGCUUUGAUCUAAGGCUACACUUGAUUUGUUGAUAAAUUGAAGACACAUAGUUCCUAUUUUUCUUUAGUAUAAAGGAAACGACGUUUUAUUUAUAAAUUAUUAUCGAAUCAGAGUGAUAUUUAGUUUUAUAGAAUGCGCUUCGACGGCGUCUGUCCUCGCACGAUGCGUCCGCCGGCGGCGAGUAUCGCUCGUUCAAGCACAUGUAGCGCACUGACACACGUGGCCUCCGAGUGGAAUUACAUCUGGUUCCACGAGCUUUCUUAAUCUUUCAAGUAUACAGCCUACGCGGCAACAUGUGCGACGGAGGGAAAACUGAUUUAGGUAUCGCGUUCUUCGACGCUCAACGGCGCUUUUCUGCCGCAAUUAUACAACUUGCAGUCUCUUUGUUCACUCUUUACACGACUAUUGUUUGAAUACUUUUCACAUUCUGCAAUAUUGUGGAGUUGAUCUAAAAUACACCAAUAUAUUUACAAAGGA
Vollenhovia emeryi is the source of this 1689-nucleotide messenger RNA. RefSeq names its product protein unc-119 homolog B (gene unc-119). Gene Ontology annotation, molecular function: lipid binding. Lineage: Eukaryota; Metazoa; Arthropoda; Insecta; Hymenoptera; Formicidae. The transcript is spliced from 4 exons. The record is from RefSeq and is a predicted model, not a curated record. Gene Ontology annotation, cellular component: cilium. Gene Ontology annotation, biological process: lipoprotein transport; nervous system development; cilium assembly. Bases 310 to 996 code for a protein of 228 amino acids.